Polychytrium aggregatum is the source of this 927-nucleotide messenger RNA. RefSeq lists its product as uncharacterized. Bases 126 to 641 code for a protein of 171 amino acids. Lineage: Eukaryota; Fungi; Chytridiomycota; Chytridiomycetes; Polychytriales. The record is from RefSeq and is a predicted model, not a curated record. The transcript has a single exon.
CAAGAACAUGGAGCUUGAGCGAGAGGUCGAGGCUCUGAAGGGCAGCGGUGACGCCGGCGCCCACGGCAAGCGCUCGCGGGUGGGCCGUUACGCCACCAUGAUGGCUUCUCGCCAAACUACCAACAAUGAAAACAGCCUGGCCCCUCUCGCCGGUGACAUUGCCAAUCUCGGCCUCAAGGACCGAUCCGACGAUAUCCAGAGCUUUGCAUCAAAGGAAACAGCCGGCAAAAACGGCAUCUCUUUCAACAUUCCAUUUUGAGGGCCCGCCAGGUCAUGACGACUCAGAAGGACUUGCCGCUUCGUUGUUGACACUGCCACUCAAUCGACACUGCCUCUGUCGCCACCAUACCCUCGCGAGUCACAGCCGCUCCUGUCGCUUGUCAUCGGCUGCAGGUUUACGAAUGAAUGCGUGCCCUUGCCGCGGCCCUGACGCUCUGCCACGCACUUCGGCUGAUGACUUGUCUGUAUAUGCUACAUGCCACAACUGCCCCCCCCCCAUGUCUUGCUCCUCGCUCGCUCGCUCGCUCGCCUUUGUCCUUUCGCUCUCUCCCUUUUUUGGUCGAUCUGGUGCUCUCCAGUUCAUUUCCGUUUCGCUGUUUCGGCCAUGCAGCUCCAUGCAGUACGUUGUUUCUUUAUUUUAAGGAUUGCUGACUUGAUCUCGGUCCCUGAGCAUUUUGGACGCUUAAAGUAUUUUCACGUAAUAUGACAGCUAUCCCAACUUGCUGCUCGAGCAAAUACGAGCAAGAGGCAGGAGAGUCGGGAAAGGAGACUGGAGCCCUGGCCGCAACGUCGUCAGCCUUGGAGCCUUGGAGCCUUGGCGAAUGACUGCUCGGUGUUGUUCCCACACUUGAUAAGCAAUGUAAACCAGACCGCCACUCAUGCCAGCCCGUUGGUUGAUCACGCAUUCGCAUUCGCAACAGCAGGUAC